This is a messenger RNA of Pollicipes pollicipes, 2953 nucleotides long. Its product is annotated as ankyrin repeat and fibronectin type-III domain-containing protein 1-like. Gene Ontology annotation, cellular component: spindle. The transcript has 16 exons. NCBI's taxonomy places the organism in Eukaryota, Metazoa, Arthropoda, Thecostraca, Pollicipedomorpha, Pollicipedidae. The coding region runs from base 1 to 2616 and encodes 871 amino acids. Gene Ontology annotation, biological process: establishment of mitotic spindle orientation; signal transduction; regulation of establishment of bipolar cell polarity. The record is from RefSeq and is a predicted model, not a curated record.
AUGGCGCUCCUCUCGGCGGACAGCCGCUGCUCUCACCUGCAGGAGCUGGUGCGGAAGGCCCAGAAGAGGGUCGACACGCUCGCCAGCUAUCUCACCACCGCCAACGGCGGCUACACCAAGGAGAGUGAGAAGCAGAAGGCGCUCUGGGAGCGCCGCCUCAAGCUGCUCAACCGCAUGAAGUUCAGUGGUCGACGUGGGGCCGACUUCAGCUCGGUGGACGGCGAGUGUGAUGUCACGGACCUGGUGCCGCCGCCGGAGCUGCCCGUGCGCCAGCUGACGCAGGGACAGCGGGUACUACUUCCGCCGCCGGCCGCCGGGAACUUCUGCGGCUGGAGCCGCUUCGUCACGUCCACCCCGGCUGGCGUGCGGCCUUCAGUGUGGCGGGACGUGGACCAGCGGCUGUCCCGGCUCAACGGCAAGGUCGCGGCCCUGGAUCGGCUCUUCACGCAGAUCCGCACCUCGCGGCCCCAGUACGCCAGCGACCUCCGCAACCUGGACGGCGACCGUGGCUCGCCCAUGGCGCGCAAGAACGUCAAGAAGAAGAGCAUCAAGAACCUGUUUCAGACGGCUGUCAAGUUCCAGAAGCACUUGCGGAGUGGCGUGUACCUGGCCAGCGUCAUCUACCACGAGGACCGCGUCGCCAUGACAGCGGAGGACUUUCUACCGAUUCUGGAAGUGGACGAGUCGUAUCCGAGCUCCAUCCACGCCGACUUUCACUGGCUGAUGAAGGUGGCGUGCACGUGGGACGACGUCCGCUCGCUGCGUCAGGACAUGGAGCGCUCGCUCAGCUCGUCUUCAGUCCACUUCCGCAUCAAGCUGCUGGCGGCGGCCGAACAGCUGCAGGUGGCGCUCGGCGUGCAGGAUCUGGGUCAGCUGUACUACAAGCCGCUGCGAGACUGCCACGGCGCGCUCGUGUUCGUCGUCAUCAGCCACAUGAGGUCGGGAAAGCUGCCGUCGGCGUCCGUCAGGUGGCAGCAGGUGAGCAAGCUGCAGCGGAAGGUGUCCACCUCGGAUGAGGAGCCAGCGGUCGGCGAGAAGCUCUUCGCCGAGAUCAAGGACAUCAUCACCUACCACAUGGUGUCUUCGGUGGGCACGUCGCGCGGUUUGUACCUGGGCUACCUGCAGUGUCAGACGUCGGUGGACCUGAUCCGGGUCAGCGUGGCGCGCGACAAGCCCAACGUGCUGCCGCACGUGCGCGUGCGCGACAACGCGCACGUUAGCGGGGAGGAGUGGGCGUGGCUGCAGGAGUUCGGCACCCGCCGCGAGCUGACCGAGGAAGAGCAGGUGGACGGAGGUCAGGUGGUGACCCCGAGGUCACGGUUCCGGGCGCAGGUCGAAACAGCCGUGCGCCGCCUCCUCAAACUCAUGGACGUGCCCGUGGAAGAGGCGGCCAAUCACAGGCUGUACAACGUGGAGGUGCUGGAGCUGAACAGCACCACCAGCUUCCUGCUGUUGAUCCCGGCGGCCGACCAGGUGUGCUCCAUCCACCAGGCGGAGGAGCUCGCCGCGCCCAACGACUGCCUCCGGCUGCCCGUGCAGAUUUUCGAGAUGGUGCAUAUGAUGACGUACCAGCGGUCGUUCGUCAGUCGCUACAGCCGGAUCAGUUCGAUCCUCGAGACGGACACAAUCAUGGCGCAGCACGCGCACCGGGAGGCGUUCAGCGACUCCGAGAUCAGCGAGGCGCGCGGCCGGCUGGCGCAGCUGCAGACGUUCCAGACGGAGCUGGAGGCUGUGUGGCGCACGUCGCGUUGGCUGACCGACGCCAUCGCGUGGGCGCGAGAUAAGUCUCAGGACGGCUGUCCCCUGUCGUUGGCGGCCCUCCGCUCCUGGGACGGUCGUGACGUCAGCGUGUCUCCGGUCCGAGACGCCAAGCGGCUGCGCAAGGACAACGCGCUGCCGCCGCCCAGCCCCGCCGAGUUCCGCAGGUCCAGCUCGCAGCGGCUGCUGAAGCCGCGGCCCGAGUUCCAGAAGUCGCGAACCUCCGAGUGUCUGCUGAAGCCACGUGGCGCCGGCGACGAGGCGCGCGCGCUGCUCGGCUGCGAGGACUCGAGCAGCGAGGACUCGCUGUCGCGACCGCCGGCGGCGGCCGCUUCGGCGGCGUCGAGCGGCUGGCGCCGCCGAGCCGGCCGUGCGCCCGCGGCGAACCGCUCGCCGAGCGACGCCGGCAGCCUGGCGUCGUCGGCGCGCAGUCUGUCCUCCAACGACACGGAGACGGACACGGUAAGCGCGGACGAGGCGGACGAGUCGGCAGCGGCGGCGGCGCCGGGCGAGCUGCAGGUGUUUGCCGCCUACGAGACGGGCCUGGCGGCCGGCACCUCUGUGCGGCUGCACGUGACGCCGCGCACUAGCGCGCGCGAGGUGGUGGACCUAGUGGUAAAGCAGCUCAACAUGGCCGUCGUGCUGAAGGGCCGCCAGGGCCCCGUGUACGCGGCCGACCAGCUGCGCGCCUUCUGUCUGGUGGCUGUGAUCGGCGCCCGAGAGCGCUGCCUGCGAGACGACUUCCGGCCGCUCCAGCUGCAGAACCCAUGGCGGCGCGGCAAGCUGUUUGUGCGCCGGCGCGCCGACGUGCUCGCCGCCAUCCAGCAGAACGCUACACGCGGCGCGCCGCUCGUCUGAACAGUGACGUCAUGCCGCGACGACCCGUGACGUCAUACUCAACCUGCUGUGAUCGGCGAUCGGAGGAUUCUGCGGGGGGCGCCGCCGCCGUCUUGCGGAUUGCCGGCUGGAGGAUUUGCGAUUGUGUCAACAUCCCGGGUGUAUUUGUCGCUGCGGUGCACUUGUGCUGCCAUCUGUGGGGCGCGCAAUGAUACUGCGCUUACCAAUCGAGAUUAGCGAUGUCGUGUUGUGUGCGCAUCCACGACAUAAGCGCUUUAUUGCGUAUAUUUAUCUGUGUGUCGACGCUGCAGCCCAUAAGUUAUGUGCGGCGUUGGAGGCGUAGGAAAAUAAACCGGGA